GGUAGUUGCGAAUGGCUUUGCUCAUCCUCAUCAAAUCAACCAGUGGCACUGCAUCUGCGAGUUCAAGUUCCCAAUUGGAAUAAGAAGACACAGCAUGGAAAUCCCAACUUACACGUGUGAUAUCGUUUACUGUACUCUAGCUCCGUACCUUCGCCUGGCGAAUGGAGCAAAUCUGAGACCGGCCGGGGUCAUAGCGUUGGCCCUGGUUCUAUGCCAUGCGGUGAUGAGACAUGUACGCUGCUCAAAAGGCUCCGUGCGCUGCUGCCUUUAAGAGUGUUUGCCUUGGCCCGCCGAACAUCUAAGGUCUGGGCGGGACUCGUUCGUGUGAAGCCCAAAGUGCUCUUGAUAC
This is a messenger RNA of Parathielavia appendiculata, 349 nucleotides long. RefSeq lists its product as uncharacterized. NCBI's taxonomy places the organism in Eukaryota, Fungi, Ascomycota, Sordariomycetes, Sordariales, Chaetomiaceae. The record is from RefSeq and is a predicted model, not a curated record. Bases 95 to 271 code for a protein of 58 amino acids. The transcript has a single exon.